Molecule: messenger RNA, 1685 nt
Organism: Sclerotinia trifoliorum
Lineage: Eukaryota; Fungi; Ascomycota; Leotiomycetes; Helotiales; Sclerotiniaceae
Source: the annotation of a GenBank genome assembly
UGCGGUGCGUAGGUGCAUCCGUUCGUUUCGUUUCGUUGGUGGUAGGUGGAAGUGGAGUAUUCUGUAGGGUAGAGUGCUUUCCCCGGGGGCAUGGUGAGUGAAAUAGUGUUUUGAGAAGCGCUGAACUUUAUCCAUUCUUACCUCUUACUUACCUCUUACCUACCUUAAGAUUACCGGAUUAAGGAUUUAAGGAAAUUUACUUUCUUCUCGUCUCUUCUCCUCUCAUCUCAUCUCACUUCCUCUCAUCCCAUCCUUCCAUCCUUCAUCCAAGACUCAAAAUCGAGAUUAGAUGAGCAUCUACCUAUCUAUCAUCUGAAAAAUCUUCAAAAGGAGGAAAAACCAUCAGACGAAAGUUCCAAAUUCCCGUAUUCCACUACUCUAUCAUAGACAUCUACACAUUUACGCAUUACGACGAGACGAAAAGGUUAGAAGAUUAGAUCUAUUAUAGAGCGGGGUUUGAACUUUGGAGGUGCACUUUUUGCUCGCUUUUGUUUGAGUAUACUUGAGGUGUUUACGUUUCGAUACGUUAGCUGUGCUGUAUUUCUUUGGUGGUUUGCUUUGGGUUGAUUUUUGCUCCGCGUUGAGAUUUGAGGUUUGAAGUUUGAGGAACCGGGUUGUGGUGUUUAGGUUGAUAGAGUUGAUUGAGAACGGAAGAGAAUUCAAGGGUCGAAAGUUUGAAAUUGGAUAAUAUGGCUGAUCCGAGGGAUGUUGAGUAUGAAGAGGAGGAAGCAACCAUUGAUGACCAACUCCUCCAUGCCAUAAUACGCGGCUCGAUUGGCACCUUCAACGAAGUCUUGGAACGAUUCGAUAGUCCAGCAGCUGCCGUGGAAUAUCUGAACACACAUCCUUUAGCAUUUUGGGAUGGGGAUCGAACAAUUGGGGAACAGGCUAAAAACGUAGCUGCUCAUGUUGCUGCCUCACUUGGACAAGGUAAGAUACUUCUUACAUCUGCUCUCAACUUUCUGAUUCCAUAUCCCAAGAUGGGAAGCAAGAUGCAAAUUUGCUAACAUUAGAAUUCCCAUCUAGACAGGAUCAUGGACGAGCUCCUCGAACAAGAAGGGUUUGAAUGCGACCCCAUCAACAGCAAUGGUGACACACCUCUUCACUGUGUCGUCAAAUGGAUCAACAGAGAAGGCCGGAUCAACAGAGUGGGAAGAAAUGCCUGGGACGAUGGUCUUGAAAUGGUCAAGAUGAUGCUCCGCGAUGGCAGCGACCCUCGAAUCCGCAACAAUGAUGGCUUCAGAGCCGAGGAUUUGGUCAAUCCCGAUAACACUGAAUUAAAGAGAGUUUUUGCCGAUUUCGAUUAUGAUAUGGGGACGGAUCGAGAUGAGGGAGAAGAGGCUGCUCCUGAGAAGAAUGGAUUUGAUCCUGCCGAUUUGGUGAAUGAUGACGAAGAGGAUGUUAGGAGUGUGUAUAGUGGAAGUGACAGUGAAGAGGAGGAGGAGUGGAAGAGACGCGUGGCCGAGAAGUCUGCAAAAUCUGCUUAGUUUUAAUUUCCUGUCAUGUCUUCUCUUUACUCUUAUACUUCGGAAUUGGGAGUACAGAUACGAACGCGAUGCUAGGGUGCCAUUGUGUUGAGCAUAGAAUAUGAGAUGAUUGAAAUACAUUUAGCUUCAAUUUGUGUGGAGCGGGCUAGCUUUAGAUUAUUGCAUUCUAUUAUUGUAUUAUACACAGUCGUCUAAUCU